AUGCUCCACAACCACAACCACAACACCAACAGGCCUCUCUUGUCAUGCCUCACGCCGGUUCCCUGGGGCCUUCGUGUCCCUUCCCUUCAUCUCCUCUUCACAGCCACAUCCAGUCUCCCUCCUGUCUGUCACCUCCCAUCAGGCGUGUCAUACGACUGCCUCGAGCUGGUCCUCCUGGUGCUGCUCAUUCUGCCAGUAAUCGCUUCUCUCGCCGAUGCAGCGGACACGAAUGCGACCUCAAGCCGACCUAGAGCCGCUGGUCCUGACGACACUCCCCCCGGCACCACCACUCCCCCCGGCACCACCACUCCCCCCACCACCACUCCUCCCAGCACCACCACUCCUCCCAGCACCACCACUCCACCCGGCACCACCACUGAUGAAGAUGAUACCACUGAUGGCGGAAGUUUCACCAUAAACAGCAGGCAACAACAGCAGCAGCCCAGGUGGCAACAGUGGCAGCAGCAGCAGCAGCAGCAGCAGCAGCAGCAGUGGCAGCAGGGCAAGGGCAAGCCCGGUGCCACCGCCCCCCACCAGCGAUUCCCUCUCUCGGCCUGCUCUGGCCCGUCUCCAUCCCCAGACGCAUGCUGCGGGCCGCUGUUGGCGUUUCAGAGGAGCUUCGCUGUGAGGGAGCCCAUGUUCUUCCUCGCCAUCACCACACAGCCCGAGCUCAACACCCCUUGCAGGAAGGUACUGCGAAGCUGGUGCAUCUGCAGGCAUCACCUGUCCGCCCGCGCAUCACUGCCCAUUGACCUGAUUCCCAGCUCUGAUUUAAAAGGCUUCGACUCUGAGCCUUCCUCCGUUUCGUGUGGUCUCUCUCCUCUCUCUCUGCCCAUCUCCCUCCCCUCAUCCGCUACCCAGUCCCUCCAGGCGCAUCUGCAGGCGUCCCCUGUGCGCCCGCGCAUCACUGCCAAUGUCUUCUCCCUCUGCAACCCUCCCACCAACGCCUCCUCCUCCUCCUCCUCCUCCUCUUCAGCCUCAUCUCGUCGCAGUCUGCUCCCUCUGGUGGCGGUGGAUCCGCCAAGCAACAAGUGCCCUGUGGUGUGGGUGCAGGACGUGGAUCGACUACAGAUACAACCAGCUCCAGAUGCGCCUCCCCUCUGUCUGCUCCUAUUCAUCCCUUCCCUGUCUGCUCCUGUGUCCCUCCGAACUUCUCCCCUCUUUCCGCUCUCCCUCCCGCCUUCCCGCCCUCCCCUCCUGCUCCCUGCAGUCAGAACGUCACUCGCCUGGCCAAGGCAUGCGCCUCUGCAGAUACAGCCUGCCUCUAGAUGCGCCUCCACGCUUUCUGCCGCAGCUGCCGCCCUGGCCCGCUACAGCCCGGCUGUAGCGGCUCGCACUGCGGCAAGGGGAAGCGCGGGUAAUGCGAGCAUGGCUGCUGGUGAACCCACCACUGCACCAUCCGAAGCAGUCAUGGAUGAUUGUGCGCGAGUAACAUUCGUGAGGGUGGCUCAGGCUCAGGUACGACUCUCUCGUCGUGUGCCCUCCUUCCUGUCCUUGUGUGCUUACCGUGUGGCUUGUAAAACCACCACUGCACCGUCUGAAGCGGUCAUGGAUGACUGUGGGCGAGUGACAUUCGUGAGGGUGGACUCAGGCUCAGGUACGACUCUAUCUCGUCGUCUGCCCCCCUUUGGCCGUGUAUGUUCUACCACUGUGCGCGAGUGCCAUUCGUGA
Molecule: messenger RNA, 1671 nt
Organism: Closterium sp. NIES-65
Lineage: Eukaryota; Viridiplantae; Streptophyta; Zygnematophyceae; Desmidiales; Closteriaceae
Source: the annotation of a GenBank genome assembly